Thunnus maccoyii (southern bluefin tuna) is the source of this 1669-nucleotide messenger RNA. RefSeq names its product T-cell ecto-ADP-ribosyltransferase 1-like. The coding region runs from base 104 to 1063 and encodes 319 amino acids. NCBI's taxonomy places the organism in Eukaryota, Metazoa, Chordata, Actinopteri, Scombriformes, Scombridae. Gene Ontology annotation, molecular function: NAD+-protein-arginine ADP-ribosyltransferase activity; NAD+ poly-ADP-ribosyltransferase activity. The transcript has 5 exons. The record is from RefSeq and is a predicted model, not a curated record.
CUCUGACAGACUAUAAAACCUCUGCAGUCUGACUCUCUGCUCUUCCUGCCUCCUCAGCAUCUCAGAGCAAGUGUUCAACACAGCUGUUUUCCUGACUGCAGAGAUGGCAGUGCCCUGCACAAUCAUCAUGGCUGCUACAGUACUUACAGCCCUUAUGCCACCCAUCUAUUGUUUGGAGGAAACCAGAGAACCCAGCAGAGACCCACGUAGACACGGGGAGAACAUGCAAACUCCACGCAGGGACCUGCCCAUUGUGGAGGAAACCAGAGAACCCAGCAGAGACCCACGUAGACACGGGGAGAACAUGCAAACUCCACACAGGGACCUGCCCAUUGUGAACUCCGGCCCAUUUCAUCUGGACAUAGUUCCUGAAUCUGUUGAUGACAUGUACAAAGGCUGCACCAAGGAGAUGGAGAAGAAAGUCAACAGCACAUAUUUCAACAAAGAGAAUGUGGGAACAUUGAAAAUGGUCUGGACAGAAUGUUCAAAAAAAACAUACCCACAGAAUAAGGCUCUUACCAAAAAUCACAUGCAGGCAAUCUGUGCUUAUACAUCUGACUCCAAAAAUAAUAAAAAUGAUAAAAAACUUUAUGAUGAAUUCAAUGAAGCAGUCCGGACUGGUAGGAACAUCUAUGGCAGCUCCUUCAAAUUCCAUUCUUUACAUUUUUGGCUGACUACUGCCAUACAAAUCCUGAAAAAAAGCCCAAAAAAACAAGGCUGUCAGACUACUUAUCGAAGAACCAAAGCUGUGUUCACUGGCAAAGUUAAGCAAAUAAUUCGGUUUGGUGCGUUUGCCUCCAGCUCUAAAAAAAAAAACCUUUAUCAAUUUGGUAUGAAGACCUGCUUUGAAAUUAAGACCUGUUCAGGAGCUGCCCUGGGGAAUUAUUCGAAGCAUCCACAUGAGGAAGAGGUGCUUAUCCCCCCCUAUGAAACAUUCAAGAUAACCAAGAUUAUUGAAGGUCGGGGUAAAUAUAAAAAUCUGAAGGAUUGUGAGAAGGUCUUUGUUUUGAAGAGUGAACGAAAAGAUAAAAGUAACCUAAACUGCAAAGCUGCAAAAAAAUGAGAGAGCAGAGUUUUCUUUUACUGAUGGAGAAAAUAAAUAAAAUGAGUUUUGUUCUGUAAACAUCAUAAAUCAAUCAAUAAAUCUAUAAAUCUCUACAACAGCUGUACUGAAGUCAAUCAUCGUGCAUCACAACAUCAUCUAUUACUGUGUACAGUAUCAGAUGUAGGAGCAUCUGUGCUGUUUGACAUUGAUUUCUAUGUGCAGCAGACUGUAUGUCUCUGUAUGGAAUCAAUACAUGUGUGAUAUAAUAAAAAUGAUGAAUGAUAAACUACCAACACAGACAUGAACACUGACUGUCUCUAACAGUGUUUCUGGUCUGUUUCAACAUCAUUUAUUGUCCAAAAGCCUCUGAGCAAUACUGUUUCUCUCUUUUAAAAACUAUUAUUGUUGUUUUCAUUUGUAAUUUUAUUUGAAAUAUUUUUGUUUGUCACUUUUUAUCAGCACUGUAAUGUUGAUUUGAACAAUGACAAUAAUGUUGAUUCUGAUUCUACUCAAUAUUCUCAUAACUAACCAAAUAAAGAAUGUUAACACGUGUGCAGCGUCAACAACAAAUAAACAAACACAAACAGUCAGAAACUCAUUCAGUCAUGUUGAUGUUGAUGGAAA